AGUUGAGGAACAGUUACAGGACAUUUCCACUGCUGCGCGGAGAACACACCCAUCUUUGGCGGGACUUGGGACUCCUGGAGAAUUGCCUUUGGGAAAAGCUGGCAAUUGUUUCUUUAAAUUCCAUCUCUUAGUUUUCCUUAUCUCUGUGUUUCGAAAGAAUAUCCAGAAGCCAUGAACAACUUUAUCAAUGAAGAGUUUGACUGCCAUUUCCUCGAUGAAGGCUUUACUGCCAAGGACAUUCUGGACCAAAAAAUUAACGAAGUUUCUUCUUCCGAUGACAAGGAUGCCUUCUACGUGGCGGACCUGGGAGACAUUCUCAGGAAACAUCUGAAGUGGCUGAAAGCUCUUCCUCGAGUCACCCCCUUCUAUGCGGUCAAAUGCAAUGACAGCAGAACCGUACUGAAGACCCUCGCUGCCACUGGGACGGGAUUCGACUGUGCCAGCAAGACUGAAAUUCAAUUGGUGCAGAGUCUUGGGGUACCUCCAGAAAGGAUUAUCUAUGCAAAUCCUUGUAAACAAGUGUCUCAGAUUAAAUAUGCUGCCAAUAAUGGAGUCCAGAUGAUGACUUUUGACAGCGAAGUCGAGCUGAUGAAGGUUGCCAGGGCACAUCCAAAGGCAAAGUUGGUUUUGCGGAUUGCCACUGAUGAUUCCAAAGCAGUCUGUCGCCUCAGUGUUAAAUUUGGUGCCACACUCAAAACCAGCAGGCUUCUUUUGGAGCGGGCAAAAGAGCUAAAUAUCGAUGUCAUUGGUGUCAGUUUCCACGUGGGAAGCGGCUGUACUGAUCCCGAGACCUUCGUGCAGGCCAUCUCUGAUGCCCGCUGUGUCUUCGAUAUGGGAGCUGAGGUCGGUUUCAACAUGUAUCUGCUUGAUAUUGGUGGCGGCUUUCCUGGCUCUGAGGAUGUGAAGCUUAAGUUUGAGGAGGUCACCAGUGUAAUCAACCCAGCACUGGACAAGUAUUUCCCGUCAGACUCGGGAGUGAGGCUCAUAGCGGAGCCAGGCAGAUACUACGUCGCAUCAGCUUUCACGCUCGCAGUUAACAUCAUUGCUAAAAAACUCGUAUUAAAGGAACAAACAGGCUCUGAUGAUGAAGAUGAGUCGAGCGAAAAGACGUUUAUGUAUUACGUGAAUGACGGCGUAUACGGAUCGUUUAAUUGCAUCCUCUACGAUCAUGCGCAUGUGAAGCCCCUUCUGCAGAAGAGGCCCAAACCGGAUGAGAAGUAUUAUUCAUCCAGCAUAUGGGGACCAACGUGUGACGGCCUCGACCGCAUCGUUGAGCGCUGUGGCUUGCCUGAGAUGCACGUUGGCGACUGGAUGCUCUUUGAAAACAUGGGUGCUUACACCGUGGCUGCCGCUUCUACCUUCAACGGGUUCCAGAGGCCGACCAUCUACUACGUGAUGUCAGGGCCGACGUGGCAACUGAUGCAGCAAAUUCAGAAGCGGGACUUUGCGCCCGAAGCGGAGGAGCAGGAAGUCGGCACCCUGCCCGUGUCGUGUGCCUGGGAGAGUGGGAUGAAGCGCCACCCAGCGGCCUGCGCUUCCGCGAGUGUCAAUGUGUAGAUGCCGUUCUUGUAGCUGUUACUGCGAGUGUAGCUUGAAUUUAGGGAGGGGGGGGCAUUUAACUUAAUUACUGCUAGUUUUGAAAUGUUUUGUAAGUUGGGUUGGCACAGAUGGAACAAUAUGGAAGACUAGGAGGUGGGGUCACACUUAUCUGUGUUCCUAUGGAAACUAUUUGAAUAUUUGUUUUAUAUGGAUUUUUAUUCACUCUUCAGACAUGCUACUAAAGAGGGCCCCUCAGCUGCUGAGCAAGCAUUUGUAGCUUGGACAUUGGCAGAACGGGCCAGAAGCUUAGUAUCGUGACCUGUUUUAAAAAUAAAGUAUCUUGAAAUAAUCA
Molecule: messenger RNA, 1891 nt
Organism: Pteropus alecto (black flying fox)
Lineage: Eukaryota; Metazoa; Chordata; Mammalia; Chiroptera; Pteropodidae
Gene: ODC1
Product: ornithine decarboxylase 1
Exons: 12
Coding region: 172-1557 (461 amino acids)
Cellular component (GO): cytoplasm
Molecular function (GO): ornithine decarboxylase activity
Source: RefSeq, a predicted model, not a curated record